CAACCGGGAAAGUGACCUUGACCGGUCAAUAUUUUCUCUUCUCGCUUAGCGAUAAGAAUAUUUUGAAACGAGUAUGUGCCUCUGGUUUUAGUUGUCGUAAUUACCUAUGUCGAAAUGCUUCGAAGAAAAAUCAAUUAGCGAGUAUUACCGACAAAUAAAACCGUCACAGCAGUUUUCAAUGAACUGCGAUCGGCUUUGUCUGAUAACAGAUCGUGUUUUGGUGUGUACGCAGCAUGAAUUCAUAACUUGAUCAUUGUUAACGCAUAGCACCGCGAGAGUGCGCAUUAUUCAGUGAAAAAAAAUGGUGGUUAUUUGGGUGUAGUCGGGCGAUUUUCUGCAACACAAAUGUGAGUACCGGCUGACUAAUGAAUUACGAGUGCUGUUUGUCAGUGCGUCGCGAAGCUAAUAUGACUGUGUCCAUAACGGAGGUAAUAAAACUGUCGAUAACUGAACGAAUAAUCCGCAUAUACGCACGAAACCGCGACACUAUGUAGGUAUUGUUGUUUCACGCAUCUCCGCAUGACAAGUACCUUGCGGUCUUCUCGAUGCAUUUUAUCAGUAAAAAAUCUGGGAUAGGCUCGUGACGUUCUUAAAGGAUGAAGAGAUUUGAAUCUAUUCGUACGGCUGGAAGCCUAUUGCCGUGGGACAAUGUGUAAAAUAUGUACUGACGCGAUAUUUUUGGGAUAGAUGUCACAUUAUCUUGGUGUCUGGCUAUAUGCGCGCGUACGAAUGUGUGCAUUUAUUUGAUUUACGGUUAUAUGUGUGUGGUACUUCCUCUUCACCCCGUAAUACGCAGUCGUUCCUGUGUACAGCAUGCAGUGCAACGAUGUGUCCGUGAGAUACGUAUAUCACGGUAUAUACGUAAGACCUGCUACUUGCUAUAUACUGUCAACAUUUUUCAAGUGACUGUUCCAUGAUGCUUGACAACAUACUGCGUUAUUGACGAAAAUCACUCGACUUGUUUGGUAUUAAAUAUUUAUUAAGAAGUUGAGAUAACAGAGUAUAUACAAUAAACAAAGAAGAACAAAUUUGUAAUGAACAAAAGAAUCAUAAACUCUGUAUGCUAUAAAUACAUUCAGUAUGUUAUAGUUAGAGGAACGAUCUUAAUAAAAGACAUGAGCUAUUUCCCUAAAAAGUAAUAUGACGGUAAAAGUUUGCAUUAAAUUUCUAAGAAAGCCAAUUUGAAGGGAAAACUAUUUAGUAAACGAAUAAAUUUUAUAAAGUGAGCUCAUUCGUAAGUUGGUUAUGUGCAAUGCCGAGAUGCUGCAAUGAAAGCAAGGCAGUGAGUUCGGUGAGCACCAGUCAGAAACACAAUACAGAGGAUAUUUUGUUAACACAAACUCGUACUUUUACAAUUGGAAAUCAGUUGGAGUUAGACGACGAUCCACCCAUUGUUGAAAAGUCGCAUAGAAGAGUACGGUGCGACUUAAGUCCAGUGCCAACAAACACGAGUACUAAUUUGAAUAUAAAACUUUUGAGCAUUAAGGGAGAUAGAAACACUCGUCAAGAUCAUCAGGUGAGCACUGGAUCUGGUGGGUACAAAGAACGGGAGAAAGAAGCUAAAAAGAGAGCAGCUAUAGGCAAUACAGUGCGGGGACUUUUCUCAUCUGGCCACAGCAGGCAGGACAGGUAUGAGACAAAUAGGCAACGUUCUUCAGGCGGAAGUGCCCUGUCAAGUUUAUGUCCAAAGCUGGUGGCCAGUGGAGGUGGUAGUAGCCAGGGUGGGAUUAGUUUGGCAGUGGGACACUUAGCCUCUCAGGAAGGUGGAGGCUCAUGUUCUGUUGUUACUACUCAAAGAAUUCAUAACCACACACAUAAUCAUAAACGCCAAAGAAAAUUGUCUAUUGUUUCACAAGCUGGCACUAGUGCUCAUAAUAGUGGGGACCGAAAAGCAUCAAAUAUAAGUCGUUCCUCUACAACAAUUUGCAAAAAACAAAUACGAACGCAGAGGAGUGAUCAUAGCGGGGAUUCAUUAUCUAUAACAACGAAUGGAGUUGCGAGUAGCUCACCUUCUUCUAAAAAGAAAGUUUUGUCUGCACAGCGUAUUUCUGAAAAAUCGUCAUCUCGGAAUCUCAAUUCACCAUCUUUAGACAAUGAAAAUGAACGCAGCUUUAGCGAUGCAGAAGAAGCUAUUACAGCAACAGAAAAUGUGUUCAGUAUACCAGGAUCGAGUUCUACGCCUUCGACGCCAAUUAAUCGAGUGAAGUCGAAAAAAUCGGAUGAAGAUGAGAAAAGUGUGGAAUGCAGUAUCAGUGAAGAAGGUGCUAAGUCGUCACAGAAUGUAUCAGAUAGGAAAGUAUCAUUAGAUUCUAGCGAGCAAAAAGUUAUAGAAUGUUCUGAAUCUUCUAAAAUUUCAAAUAUAACAAGAAAAAUAUCGGCAAAUAGUAUCGAUGAAGAAACAUCUACGCAAAAUAAACAAAAAGUAUUCUCUACAUCUUCCAUAAGUACGAAAUAUAGCAGCAGCGAGAACAAAACCGCAAAAUCUAAAAAUAAGUAUGUUACAGAAAAAUUAAUCGAGCAGCAAAAUAGUAAAAAUUUAAAAGAGACAACUAUGGAAAAAAGUAUAGAUACGUCUGUAACGUGCACGACUUCAGCAGUUAAUAUUAAAAAUAAUGAUAAAACGAAACGGAAAAUGUCUAGUGAUUCUUCGAAGGCUACUGAUAUCGCGGAAAAGGAAGAUGUGACGAAAGAUUCUGAAGAAAACGUAAACGAGGAUAAAAAGGACACGGAGCAACAUGAGGAAGUGGUGAAAAGUUCAAGGUUUGUGACGUCAAAAGUGUCAGAAGAGAUAGUGGAAACCGAGGGCAAAGAUAUGGAGACACAAAGAGGAGACGAAGAAGAAGAAGUGACGAUAUAUGACGAAGAUGACAAUGGCACCAGUAUCAGCGAUAUUGUUGCUGCACAAGCGCUUCAUGAAUCUCUGAGUAAAUUAGGAAAAGUACCACCUUUAGACACAGAAAUGGAGGAUGUUAAAGACACGGAUACGCAGGAUGAGACGAAAAUGGCGGAUCAUUCUCAGAAGGAAGCAGUCGCGCAGGAAGAAACGGUGGAGGGUUUUAUUGGUCCUCUACUUGAUGAAAAUUUUAAAGCGGACGAAAAAUUAACGCAAAAAACAAUGGCAAUGGAAGAAGUUCAAAGUCUAUUGCAGAAAGUUAAAAUUCAAAACGUCGAAGAUGACGAUGACGAAGAAAAAGCCAUAGGUAUAUCACCGGAUGGCAGAUUUUUAAAAUUUGAGGAAGAAAUCGGCAGAGGCAGCUUUAAGACUGUAUACAGAGGUUUGGAUACUCAAACUGGCGUAGCUGUUGCUUGGUGUGAAUUACAGGAGAAAAAAUUGAAUAAAACUGAAAGACUGAGGUUUCGAGAGGAAGCGGAAAUGUUGAAAGGAUUACAGCAUCCAAAUAUUGUUAGGUUUUAUGACUAUUGGGAAGUUACACUAACACGUAGGAAAUACAUUGUACUAGUCACUGAACUUAUGACUUCAGGAACAUUAAAAACGUACCUACGACGUUUUAAAAAAAUUAACCCGAAAGUAGUGAAGUCUUGGUGCCGGCAAAUUUUGAAAGGCCUUAGCUUUUUACAUUCUAGAUCACCGCCAAUUAUUCACCGUGAUCUGAAGUGCGACAAUAUUUUUAUUACUGGUACCACAGGGAGUGUAAAAAUUGGCGAUUUAGGUCUUGCAACUCUUAAAAAUCGAAGUUUUGCAAAGAGUGUCAUUGGUACGCCUGAAUUCAUGGCACCUGAGAUGUAUGAAGAACAUUACGAUGAAUCUGUUGACGUUUAUGCGUUUGGAAUGUGUAUGCUUGAAAUGGCUACUAGCGAAUAUCCAUAUUCUGAAUGCACUGGGCCAGCGCAAAUAUACAAACGAGUAGUAUCGGGUGUCAAACCACAGAGCUACGAUAAAGUAGAAAAUCCAGAAGUACGCGAAAUCAUAGAAAUGUGUAUUCGGUUAAAAAAAGAAGAACGGCCACUGGUCAAAGAUCUUUUAAAUCAUGAAUUUUUCGCGGAUGACGUUGGAUUAAAAUUAGAAAUGGUUUCGCGAGAUUCGGCUGUAGCAGACGCGGAACUAUCUCGCGUCGAGUUUAGACUCCGGGUACUAGAUCCCAAGAAACGUACCAACAAGCAUAAAGAGAACGAAGCGAUACAAUUUGACUUUGAUAUCCAAGCUGACAACGCGGAAGAGGUAGCCUCGGAAAUGGCUAAAUCUAGCCUCAUACUCGAAGAAGACGUUAAGGCUGUAGCAAAGAUGUUAAAAUCGCAAAUCACUACUUUAUUACGGGAAAGAGAAGAACGUAAAGCCAAAGAAGAAAAAGAACGUCUAGAUAGAGAAGCAGACACCACUAGCACGGCCAAUGAAAAUCUAUUGCAACAACAAUUAUUACUCCAACAAAUGCAAUUACAACAACAACUGCAGUCAAAUAUGGGCAUUCAAAUGCAAGGCCAAGUACAAAUGCAAUUACAACAGAACCAAAUACCUCUUCAGUCGCAACAACAAAUGCAACCUGCUACACAACAAUCUCAGCAACAUAAUUUACAACCUCAACAAGUUCAAUUAGUUCAACAACAACCUUUGAUACAGCAACAAACAUCAGUCGUUCAACCACAGCAAGCUCAGCAAAUGCAACAAGUACCGCAAGUUUCGCAACAGCAAGUACAAUAUCAACAGCAGCAGUAUCAGCAACAAUUACAACAGCAGUACCAGCAACAACAGCAACAAUAUCCUCAGCAUGUUCCGCAGAAUUUAACGGCUACUUCUUCGCAGUGUUCUACUCCUCAGACUGUGCAAACUCAACCACAGUUUCCUCAAGUAACUCAACAAAUACAACAGCAGCAACAUAUGCACCAACAACAGCAAUAUAUACAGCUGAAUCAAAUGAACGUGCAGCAGCAGAUGAGUCACCAAAUACAGUCGCAGAUGCAACCUCAGAUACAAAUUUUAUCUCAACAACAACACGUACAUCAACAGAUUCAACAACCACAACAAGUGCAAUAUCCGCAACCACAAGUACACCAUGUACAACAAGUACACCAACACGCAGUGGGUUCCGCAUCCGUUCAAAAUCAACAAUUCUAUCAACAAAGUACCUCGGGAAAUUCAGGAUACAACCCACAGCCUAUAUACCAACAAAACAUAUCUCAACAAAUAUAUCAUUCGUACACCAGUUCCAAUCCUUCUGGACACGUUGAAAUGUUAUCAUCCAGUCAACCCACAACCCAAAUUUAUCCCCAUGCAAGUAUUCCCGGAAGUUCAGCACCUUCAGCUUCGCAACCUUACAUGCAGCAACAAUCAGGACAAGUUCAAACCUCUGUACCAUCCAACAUUAAUCUUCAAAGUUCAUCAUCUGCGACACUUAUACAAAGUGCAACGACUUCCACUAUUCCAAACAUGCAGAACGCAUCUACAAUUCUUUCAAACAGCGGACACCAAUCGCAAUCCCAACAAAACGUUCUAGUUCAAAUGCAAUAUCCACAAAAUUCCAACGUCCCCACUUCUGUCCCUAUGUCGUCUGGAAUGAGUGUUCCCGUGCAAUCAACGACAACAUCGCAGCAUCAGCAACAUUUCGUUUCAACUACAGAUCAGUGUUCUACUACAGAAAGAUCAUCUUUGCCUAAGCAAGAUACAAUGGAUUCCAUACAGUCUUUGCCACCAGAUGUACCCUCUAAUAUUCAAGAUCCAAUGAAUGCAUCUAAUUCGACUAAUGCGAAUGUUACAUCUCAAUCUACAGCGUCGAGCGACGGAACAACUCAAGAAAAUUCUGAGAACGUCACCUCUGAAAGGUGUAGAAUAAGAAGAUCUGGUACAAAGCGCAAAAAACCUGGUAUUAAAUUGACAGUUUUGUCUGUAAGCAGUGGUGAAGGGCAAUCGGUGACUGUUGAAUGUCAGCUAGACACUAGCAAACAAAAAACUGUGACAUUUAAAUUCGAUAGAGACGACAUGGUACCUACAGAUAUCGCUAACAAUUUGGUUGCCGAAAAUUUAUUACCUCAAUCCCAAUGUGAAACAUUUGUAGAAUUGAUAGAAGAUAUCGUUAAACAAUUACGUUUGGAUCCUACACGGGCUUUACCUUUAGUGGCACAUGGUCCACCGGAUCAAUCAGCCGGUGGUAGUCCAGUUACUAGCCGUCGACCUAGAGAUCGUGACCACAGUCUUGAUACAGCUAAGCAGGUGAGACAUGGCUCGCUAACUCGUCAAAGCAGCCACCGAUCGUCGUACAAAGUCCAUCGUAGACACCGUUCGAGAGACGAAACUUCGAACACCUCUACCCCAACAAAAUUAUUGCCGAUCGAUCAAAUUAUUUCUCACAUUACGAGUGCCUCUACGGAAAAACAGCAAAAUGUCCAAACACCUGACAGCCAAGUGGGUCCUGAAAGUACAUCAGCUGAAGCAUCCAGACGGUCAUCUACCUCCACGCAAAAUACAGACACUUUAACGCCGACUAAUUUACCAAGCGAUCCAACUGAUACUCCAGAAACUGUAGUCCCUAUGAUAAAUGCGGACACAGGUUUCGAAGUAUAUCAGUUGCCCAAGGAUGAUAUUUCUAAGUCUUACCAGAGCUCGACAUCGUACGUUCAAAAUCAAAUACAUGACGCAGCUGGAAAUCAAUCGAGCGAAUUAUCAAAAGAAUCUGUAGUUCAAGAUACAAUUGAACUUCAAGAAAAGGAAGCAAACAAAGAAGCGCAAUCCGACCCCACAUCUACGGAAGUGGCUGCACUGACUGCACCACCUCCGAUGCGAAAAAUUUCUCGCUUCUUAGUCAGUCCUGUAAUCGAACAGAAGGUUCUUGGAAAUGAAGAAGAAUCAGUUACAACUGCAGACAAUACAGAUAAACCUAAUGUUUUGGCAACGCAACCGAGUUUAUUAACACAGUCCAGUGUAGCUGACGAAGGACAAUUAAAGCACGACGAUUCGGAAGUAAAUAUUUUAGAAACGCAAGCUGCACCCAUUCCUGAAAAGUCGAACGUUGAAACGAUUAUACAGAAUGUACAAUAUGUCGGGGAACAAGUAGAUAAUGCUCAACCUUUGCAAACAGGACAACAAACGGUUGGUAUUCAAAGUACUGUGCAAGGACAAACGAUGCAGCCUAUGCCACAGAUUCAGCAAAAUAUUAAUGCUAUGCAAUCUAGUCCACAUAGUGUAAUUAUACCAGCAUCAACGAUAACGCAUCAAUCAUCUCAACAAAUACAACCCGCUCCUCAAAACAUCGUGGUUGCAUCGCAGAAAGAUUUGCAACCUCAAGUUUCUUCGAACAGCGUCAAUUUACAGGGACAGUAUCAGAAUCAGCCUAUGCAGUCUAAUGUUUUAUUGCAACAGCAACAAAUUACUGUGCAACAUAAUUUAACGCAAAUGCAUAUUCAACCUGAGCAUCAGCAUCAAGGACAAAUGCAAGCUCAACGACCGUUGCAGCAAUUCCAGUCUCAACAAAUACCGCAGCAACAUCAACAAUAUGUAAUACUUUCCGGGCCGAUACAACAGUUGCAACCAACUGCGAUUGUAGACGAAAGAAACCGCAGGAUUUCUAAUAUUUCUACAACGUCGAAUUUAUCUACGGAUUCGCAAAUGUCAGAAACGGCUAAUCUUACAGAUGACAAAAAACAAUCAAUGGUUGCACCUAGUACAUCUAUGCAUUCUGUGCAGCAACAUGUUCAACUACUUCCGCAAGAGGGGUCAAAUAUUACACCUCUUUCUCAGACUGUUUUAGAGCCAGUUCAACAACUUCAAGCAGCUCCUCAAAAUCUAACGAAUGUUCCGACGAACACAUCUGCUCCUGUUUCAGUUCCUGCUCACCAAGUCCCUGCAGAAGUUGCUCCAAAAGUUGCACUAAAAACGAAAGAAGUGUCAUCAACACUUCCAGACUUAGCACAAAAUUUGGCGAAUAUACUUUCAAAUCCUAAAUCAAAAUCUACAACGCCUCAUUGCUUGACUAGCCACGAACAAACGCCGAUUCCAAACGUUGCAACAGCUACAGUACUCGAAUAUAAGCCUACUCUUCAAUCUGAACAGUAUUUUCAACCUAUUCAACCCGAAGCAAGUCAAAUGCAAAUGCCAUCGCAAUUACAACAUAAUUAUCAAACAAAUAUAGCGCAGCAAGGAAUUUCACAAACGUUUCAAAUUACUCAGCAGUCUCAUCAAACACAAAUACCUUCGCAACAAACAAUGCAGUUGAAUGCAGCUCAACAAAUGGAUCCACAGUUGCAAAUGUCGCAACAAGCUUUUCAAGGAAUAGCGGUUCAAGCGUUAUCCUUGCAAGGGAAGUGGGUUCCUGCCACAAAUCAAACUAUUAUGCAACAGACUGUACCAAUAAGACUUACUCAACAAACUGUACCACCAUUGCUACAAACUGUCCCUACACAACAACAAAUUAUACAAGAUACACAACAUUUAGAAAGUUUUCCUACACCUGAUCAGUCUCAAUUACAUUUAAAACUCCCAGAUCAACAACUCUUGGGAAAAACAACGGAAGCUGAAAAUCAAGAUUUAACUAACUCUACUGGGCGCAUUAGUACAGAAUAUCAUCUACUAUCGGAAACCGAGAAUUCUAGCCACGACGUAACUCCUGAACACACGAUCGUUGAAUCUGUAGAUUCAGGAUUAUUUACGCAAAACCAGAUAUUACAGCAACAUCAGCAGCAGCAACAUCGGAAACUUAGUCAACAAAAUUCUUUAGACAAAGUCUCAGAUGCAACUAUUGGGACAACUGGUCCAGGUGGGACAGGUCCACAGACGAUAGCGGAUCUCCACCAAAAACUUGUGCAGCUAACAAAUCAACCGUCCGAAGCACUUAAUGUGGGCACACCACCUAUAAGUUAUCCAGCCACCCCUCAUAAUCAUCAAAUAAUAGGAGGAUACGAUGCAUAUAUGCAUUCUUUGCAGCAGAAGCUUGUUAACAUUGGUAUGCCAAUCUCAACUACGCAUGGAAUUGGACCUUUAUCGCCUCAGACAACAAUACAUUCUUCAACUUCCUUAGCCGAUUCAAAUGUUACAACAAAUGUUGAAAACUCCGUUUUAGGCCAUGAAACCUCCAUUCAUCAACUUGCACUGUCUCAAACCCAUGUAGAUUGCUCCCUCGAUAGUCCAACGCCGGGAGUAGGUCCUUCGGGAUCGGAAACCAUGAGUCCUAGUAAAGAGAGUAUAAAAGUUCGAACGCAGAGGCCUGGUUCUCGUCUCCAGGAACUAGAACAGGAAUUAGCAAAGAUUCAUCACAGAGGCUCGAUUCUCUCAACAGCUUCUCCACAACCUUUGACGCCGCCCGUCUCUGCUAUUACUUCUACUCAAAUGCAGCCAUCGUUGCAGUCUACUCAAAAUUUAUUAACCACUAUUCCACCCGUAACGACUGUACUUGUUGCCAGUGUUACCCACAGUGUCGUCACCUGCCGCUCCGACACGAACACCCCCGUGCUAACAGAAUCUCAGGAUAAUGCUUCUGAGAAGGUUAGUACAACUCAACCUGUUAGAAAAAUAUCAAGAUUCGUGGUUUCCAAGGUCGCAGGUCCUCCAAGCAAUGCUGCCACAUCAACUCAACAACACCACACCGAGGAUUCAAAGACUUAUCACGCGGAGGACGCACAGGGUACAUUGGUACAAGUAGUUCAUAGUCGCGAAGGUUCUAUUCCACCCACGCAACCUACUCAACCCAUUAAUGCUCCUUUAGAACCAAUGGAAAAAGAUGAAAGAUUUUGGACAUUGACGCCGAGCGAAGAAUAUCAAUUGCUCAUAAAAAAGCAAACAAUGGAAUUGGAGACAUUGCAGAGAAGACACAGGGAAGAAUUGGAACGUUUCCAACAACAUCAAUUACAAUUACUGAUUCAGCAGCAACAACAAGCAAGUGCACUUCAUCAGCAUCAUCAUCAACACCAUCCGGUACUUUAUCACACCGUCGCGACUAGUCUGGCGGGACAAACUAGACUUCCAGGUACAGAAGACUAUUUAAUGUUUAAUACAACGCCUCAAACUCCAUUGCAAAAAGCAUCAAGUAAUUAUCCAGACACCGAUGAAACGUUACGAUUAGCUAUGCAAAAAUUAAAGCAAACUCCUUUGCAACUACAACCGCAGCAGGCGACAGCUGGAAUACCACACGCUUACGUUAUUCCAAUUCCAGUAGUGCCUUCUGAAACUAUGCAAAAUAUGCCCUCGCAGCAAUCCAGUAGUUAUACAAGUGAAGUAGGAGAAUCGUUUGAUUCAACGCAUAAUUCGGCAAUUAUAAAUUCAGCUCAAUAUCAGUUCGCACCUAUUAUACCGGAUGGAACGAAUAUUGCGGUGUCCUCCACUGGAUCAUUAGUCACGCCUAUUCCAAUAUCGAGUUCGACGGGAAGCGGGGGUUACAUCCAAUAUCACGAGAACCAACCAGUACCAAACUUUCAAACUUUUAGCUGUACACCACACGGCGGUUUCUUUUUACCAGCUGGCUAUCGACUAAUAUACGCUCCACAGGGGGCGUCUCAGUCUCAACCAGCUACGCCAGCCACUCCGCACAUAGGAAAUUCUCACGACGGUACACCGCCAGCAGAACCGUUACAUACGAAUACUGAUAAUUCAACUGCUCCUCCUUCUCAUACCGAUCAAUAACGUAACUUUCAGCAAACUAUAUUCUACUAUUUUGAAUUUAUUCGUUCUCGUAAUACAUUCUUAACUUAACUUGUUGCCCUUAUCCACUAGGUAUGAGAUCAUACAUUAUCAUUACAAUUGUUAUCCUAAUAUAGUUUUGCUAAUACGUAUAUUGCUACCCUCGUUCUCGCGGGUGUGUAUGCAGGGAAGAAGCGAAUGAAAGUAUUUAGGAUGUAUAUUCGAUAUUGUAACAUCCACGCGUUAAUCGCUAAAAUAUUUUCGCUGUAUAACCGCGCGAGCAUUAUAUUAACAUUUGAUAUGUGCCUCGCAGCAGACAAAAAAAAAUCAAUUCAUACGCGGAGAAUAUUUUGAACGAACGAAUUAAAUUUCUGAACGAGAAAAAGAUAAUGAAGAAUGAAUUUACAUUAGAGGCCUUUACAUGUACUGUGCUUAUAAUAGUUGAAUAUCCUUGUUUAGUAAAAAUGCUUAUCGAAAAACUUAUUCUGCUCUGAAUUCUUUAAUAGCACAGUCUACAUUAGUACAGGCCUCAGCUAGUCUUACGACCGAAAUGGCUCACAGCCAUUCUGCUCGAUGUAUAUGUAUAACUGUUAAUGUAUACUGGAUGCUUUGAAGAAAGAAUGUAUGUUCAUGUGUGUAUGUAUAUGACUGCAGGAGUCAGAUGGAGAAAAAUAUGAUUAAUAUAGUCACUGUUAUGCUUUAAUGUAUUUCUAGCGAUUUUACCUACUUCUAUUAAAAAAGUCAUGUGUUACUA
Messenger RNA from Hylaeus volcanicus, 11312 nucleotides. RefSeq names its product mucin-17-like (gene Wnk). NCBI's taxonomy places the organism in Eukaryota, Metazoa, Arthropoda, Insecta, Hymenoptera, Colletidae. The record is from RefSeq and is a predicted model, not a curated record. Gene Ontology annotation, cellular component: cytoplasm. The coding region runs from base 1253 to 10561 and encodes 3102 amino acids. Gene Ontology annotation, molecular function: protein serine/threonine kinase activity; ATP binding; chloride channel inhibitor activity. Gene Ontology annotation, biological process: positive regulation of sodium ion transmembrane transporter activity; monoatomic ion homeostasis; protein phosphorylation. The transcript is spliced from 23 exons.